Dibothriocephalus latus is the source of this 396-nucleotide messenger RNA. NCBI's taxonomy places the organism in Eukaryota, Metazoa, Platyhelminthes, Cestoda, Diphyllobothriidea, Diphyllobothriidae. The record is from the annotation of a GenBank genome assembly.
GCAGAGGCGCACACUUUGCACAAUCAAACGGCUGCCAAGGAACGAGAACUGGCCUCCUGUCUGCGGCGGUCCGAAGAAAUGCAGGGAAAAAUAGCCCUCAUUCGGGAAUGGUGCCAGUGGCUGGCGUCUCCUCCGGGUUCGCUGCGGCCCAAGCCACCAAGCAGUCCCAGUUUCGAAGUUGCCGAGGAUGCCUUGAGGUGGAAUACAGCAUUUUCAGAAAUCUCCCUUCUUGAUCAGUCUAUACGACGACUACAGGAGCCUCAGGGAGCAGCUGGUGCGUCCUCUGGAUCCACCUCACGUGAAGCCUGCUCAUCCGUUCCCCCGGAAACCUCCCCCCGACAUGUGACCCUGCCCCCAAGGCCCUCCUCCGUGCAUCGACCUAGCGCAAUCGGGUAA